Aureococcus anophagefferens is the source of this 2192-nucleotide messenger RNA. Its product is annotated as expressed protein. Lineage: Eukaryota; Pelagophyceae; Pelagomonadales; Pelagomonadaceae. The record is from RefSeq and is a predicted model, not a curated record. Bases 1 to 2148 code for a protein of 715 amino acids. The transcript has 7 exons.
AUGCGCCGCGCGCUGCUGUUCCUACAACUCGCCGUGGUGCGGUGCUUGGCGGAGCACGGAGCAAGCGACGUCGAGAGCAUUCGUGACGAGCUGCACAAGUACCCGGGCUGCGGGCCGCACAAGGGCCCGAAGCGCAAGGUGGAUGCGAAGGCCGCGCGCAGCGCGGCGAAGACCGCGCGCGGCGCGGCGGAGCGCUUCGUCUACCUCGCGGGGCUCGAGCACACGGGCCACCACUUGUGGCACCGGUCCCUGUUCCCGGGCCUCAAGUUCGGGCAGGGCAUCUCGAGCGUCGCGCGCGUCGUGCUGGAGCUGGAGGACCCGCACUGCAUCUCGGACGGCGCCGACGCGCCGCGGCUGAACACGAACGAGUCCUGGAACUUCUCGAACGCGUCGGCGCCGCACGGCGUGUCGAGGUCGACGCGCGUGCGCAUGAUCGCCGAGGCCCUGCGCCGGGCCCCGCCGACAAGCCAUGGCCACAUGCUCCUGAGCUGCUCCUACCCGUGCCAGGCCGACCACAGGACGCCCGACGUCGCGGUCCUGGCCGAGGCCGCCGAGGCGGCGGACGUGGAUCUGGUGGUGCUCGUCUCGACGCGGCCCGUCCUCGAGAUCGUCGAGCGCCACGGGGGCGCGACGAACACCUGCAUCUACGCCCUCGCGUGCGAGGAGCUGCUGCGCCAGCUCCGCGAACUCGACCCCGCGUUCUACCGCUGCUUCCCGUACCGCGACACGUUGUCCAUGGGCGCGUCGGAGGCGCUCUUCCUCGGCGUGAACGCGACCAAGCUCGCGAAGGUCGCAGCGGCGAGCUUCGAGCCGACGACCGACGCCGGCGGGAUGGAGAAGAAGGAGGCGAAGCACGUCGGCGGCGCGUGUUACUCUCGGUCCGACACGAGCGAGGAAGACACCGAGUCGUCCAUGUCCAGCGCCUCCGACUCCGAGUCCGAGUCCGAGUCCGCCUCCGCGAGCUCCGCGAGCGAGUCCGAGUCCGCGAGCGCGUCGUCCGCGUCGGCGUCGUCCGCGAGCGCGUCGGCCAGCGGCGAGGACGAGGACGAGGCCUCGGCGUCGUCCGCCGAGUCGGGCACCUUCAGCGCGUCGUCGGGCGGCGACGACGAGGACGACGACGACGAGCUCUCCGGCGCGACGUCGGAGAGCGGCGAGUCCGGGACGGGCACCGUGUCCGACGGCAGCGGCGAGUCGGGCAGCGACAGCGAGUCGAGCGACGCGUCGUCGGAGUCGUCGGGCAACUCCAUCGUGCCGGACCUCGGCGCCGACGAGGACGACGAGUUCGAGCCCGCGCGGAAGAAGGGCAUCCUCGAGUACCUCGGCCUCGGGGGCGAGAAGGACGCGACGCCGCCGCUCUCCGAGGCGGGCUCCGACGAGGGCGACGCGUACAAGUACGACUUCGACGACGACGCGCCGCUGGCCGACGACGACUACGACUUCCCCGACGACGAGGACGACGACGAACCCCUCGAGGAGGGCCUCAAGGACGACCAGCUUGAGAAGCGGCUCGAGAUGGCGUUCGCGUUCACGACGCGCGAGAGCGGCCGCAUGGAGUUUGACGAGUUCCGCCAGGCCGUGUCCAUGAUGGGCAAGGUCUUCACCAAGGAGGAGACGGACGCGUUCUACCGCGAGGCCAUGACCUUUGAGAGCGACCCCAAGGCCCUGGGCAACUCGACGGAGCGCGACGACCGGGGGUUGCUCAAGCGGAACACGAUCCAGUCGACGCGGAAGCUGCUCGGCGAGCACCUGUCGCAGAAGGGCUUCGUCGCCUUCUUCGAGAAGUACCUCACGCGCACGGUGGACCCCAAGGAGGCCGCGGAGCACUUCCGGGCCCUCGUCGAGGGCGCGGCGGAGAUGGUGCUCCGCGACGGCGAGGAGGGCGGCGACGGCGGCGACGAGGACGCGAUCGUCAACGACGAGCUGCGCCAGAUGAAGGACACGAAGCACGUGCCCAUCAACAAGAUCUUCAUCUACGCCAAGGACCUCCGCAAGGUCAUGGUCGCCUUCUCCGAGAAGCUCACGGACGAGGAGGCCGACGUCUUCAUCCGCGAGUGCAAGCCCAAGCCCCUCGCGGGCGCCCAGGACGGCGGCCUCGAGCGCGUCUACUUCCACCAGUACCUCACCAUGCUCAAGGACGACACGGUCUAGGCGCGCGCCGGCGCGGCCGCGGCGGCUAAACCUCUCUUUCUUCG